This is a messenger RNA of Paramecium sonneborni, 1170 nucleotides long. The record is from the annotation of a GenBank genome assembly. NCBI's taxonomy places the organism in Eukaryota, Ciliophora, Oligohymenophorea, Peniculida, Parameciidae.
AUGCUAUCCACUUUGAAGUAAAUUCUUGCAAAAUAAAAGGACAUUCUAAUGAUUAUCCCAGCCUUUUGUUCUUAUUAUCUACUAACUGAGCAUGUAAUUUCCUUUGAGCUUUCAGAAGGUUAAUCAAUGCAUCCAACAGUCUAGAAUGGUGAAUUAGUAGUGGUUUAAAGAGCACUCUAUAAGAUAUAAAAGGGAGAUAUCAUUAUAGCUAAAUCACCUAGUAGACCAGACUUAACAGUUUGUAAAAGAAUAAUCCAUUUGGAAGAUGAGAUUGAUCCUUAUGGUAACAAAAUACCUAAAAAUCAUGUUUGGAUUGAAGGUGAUAAUCGAAAAGUAUCUUUUGAUUCUAAGAAUCAUGGUCCUAUUCCAAUCAACUUAAUUUAAGGAAGAGUAAUUUAUUGAGUGAAUUUGGAUUUGAGUAUACUUUAUCAGUCAGUAUUAUUAAAUUAAUUUACUAAAUGUAAUAAACUUCAUCUAUAAUUUGAGUUAUUAUUAUAAUCAAGUUAUUCUUGUUGGUGAUAGUAAAGUUGGAAAUUCAAGUUUCUUUAUAAGAGCAAUGAAAAACAUUACUCCUCAAUAAUCAAAAUCAACUAUUGGAGUUGAAUAUGCCUCAAAAUAGAUUGUUUAUAAGGAGUAAUUAAUAACAUUGAAAAUUUGGGACACAGGUAUAAUUUGAUUGAUUAAGCUGGAUCAGAAAAAUAUAAGUCUGUGACAUCAAAGUAUUAUUCCAACUAUUUAGUCAUUUUCUUUAAUCAUAAGGAGCAUUAUUAUUUUAUGAUCUAACUGAUCUAUAUACUUAUGAAAACAUAUAAAAUUGGCUUAAAGGUACUACUUACAAUAUUAAUAAUUAAUUAGAUAUAAAUUAUUAUGCAGAUGUAUCUAUAACUAUUAUUAUUGUUGGUAAUAAAUUGGAUCUUGUGGAUGAUGCUCAAAAUCUUCGUUGUAUUUCUUAAGAUAAAGUAUAAUAAAUGUGCAAACAAUAAAAUUUACUUUAUGCAGAAUUUCGACUGCAACUGGUGAAGGAAUAAAUGAAUUAAUUGAAUUUUUUGUUAAGAAAUUGUAGAUUAUAAAAGUUUAGAAUGUUUAAGAGUAAAAUAGAUCAAGAGAAAAUAGACCAAGAUAGAAUUGUUGUCAUUGAGAAUUUUGAUUAUGUUUGUAAUUGAGUUAUAC